Molecule: messenger RNA, 348 nt
Organism: Homarus americanus (American lobster)
Lineage: Eukaryota; Metazoa; Arthropoda; Malacostraca; Decapoda; Nephropidae
Exons: 1
Source: RefSeq, a predicted model, not a curated record
UAUGACAACGAGGACGAGAACAAGGACGAGAACAAGGACGAGAACAAGGACGAGAACAAGGACGAGAACAAGGACGAGAACAAGGACGAGAACAAGGACGAGAACAAGGACGAGAACAGGAGAGACAAGGACGAGAAGGAGGACGAGAACAAGGACGAGAACAAGGACGAGAACAAGGACGAGAACAAGGACGAGAACAAGGACGAGAACAAGGACGAGAACAAGGACGAGAACAAGGACGAGAACAAGGACGAGAACAAGGACGAGAACAAGGACGAUACUAAUGACGAGAUUCAUCCAUCGGUAAUAUUUUAUCCAUCACUCAAGUCAAUCUCACGGCCCAUCUGA